CCUGAAUGUUACCAUACACCCGUGGCCCCUAGGUCAAAAGUAAUUAUCUUCUCCUGGUCCUGGUCCUGGUCCUGGUCAUAGCCUCAUCUUUAUCGUCCUUCACGAACAUUUUAAACCUCAUUUUCAUCCGUUGAUCACUCUCUUCUUUUCAAUCUGCACCGUCCACCACCAUAACAAACCCUUGCCGGUAAACAUGGCCGCCGCCGUCGUAGCUGCUACCACUACUCUCCAAAAAUCUCCAGCCACAUUUCACUCUCGUUCUCCUCAAACACACUCCACCAAUCCACCAAACCUCUCCUUCUCCGGCCUAAAACUCCCAAACCUAACAAUCAAACUCAAAACCAGAUCUCGCCGCUCCGGCAGUUGUUCCGGCGCUAAAAUGACCGACUCCGCCGCCGGAAGAUACGCCACAGCCCUCGCAGACCUCGCAAACUCAAACGGAACCCUAGACGCAACCGCAACCGACCUCGAGAAGCUCAACAAACUCUUCUCCGACGAAUCCGUACUAAACUUCUUCAUCAGCCCGAUCGUAAGCCUCGAGAACAAACGCGAACUGAUCGACGAUAUUACGUCAUCAGGAGUCCUGCAACUACACGUGUGCAACUUCCUCAACAUCUUGAUUGAAAGCAAACGGGUCAAUUUGAUUAAGGAGAUUGUGCAGGAGUUUGAGAUUGUUUACAAUAGAUUAACGGAGACUGAAAUGGCGAUCGUGACGUCGGUUGUUAAGUUGGAGAAGCAACAUUUGGCGCAGAUCGCGAAGCAGGUGCAGAGGCUUACUGGUGCCAGGAAUGUUAGGAUUAAAACGGCGAUCGAUGAGUCGUUGGUGGCUGGGUUUACGAUUAGGUAUGGGAAUGGUUUGUCCAAGUUGAUUGAUAUGAGUGUGAAGAAGCAGUUGGAUGAUAUUGCUGCUGAGUUUGAGAUUGGAGAUAUUGUGAUUCCUGUAUCAUGAUUGAUUGUGGUUUUCAUUGGAAGGAGGUGUAUUUUUUUGUGAGAUUAAUGGGAAUUGAGAUGUUACUGGUCUGAAACUUGUUUUUGGUGGUGUUCAUUGCAUCAGUAAAGGGUUUAAGAUGCUUUUACGGUUAGACUACUCGUAGUGGAGCAGUAUUUGGGCGUGGAUUGCCUCAAAAACUCCCCAAAACGUCCUCGCACCGCCCCGAGGCGUGUUUCUUCAAAACAAGGGUUGGGGCGUGCAAAAUUAAACGACGGAUGAAGAUUUUGUUGGCCAAUCACAUGUAUCCUUCUUUUUAUUUGUCCAAUACCUUUUUUUAUGGUUUUUUUAUUUAUUUAAUUUUUUACACCUCUUUUAACAUAAUGCACCACAAUGCCCAAAUCCCACUACACCCAUUUUAGAAAAACGCCACAUAAUGCCUCAUUGCUGACUGGACCACCACAUGGCAAAAAUGCCCAAGGGUGUUUCUUUACCACUACACAUGGUCUUACUAAUCCGAAACUACGUCUAUUAACCACCUAUAUAUGAUUCGAACCUCCAUCUUUUGAAUAGAGGGACACACGUUGCCACCGUGAUGAGACGUUCAAGAUGCUGAGAUGUCUUGUCAGUUGUGAAGAAUUGCUCCGCUUCAUGUGUUUUGAGUUUUGAUUGGCAAUUUGGCACUCAAGAGCUUAAAUCCUUUAACCGGUUCCUCCAGAACAGAAAUUCCCAAAAUGAUUGAUUGUUUGUUGCUUGAUUGUCUGCAAUGGCCUUUCUGCUGCUUUCUCUGGCAUUAAGAAAGACUUGGCAAUCAUAUGUGAAAACAAUACAACUUAUAUAGUUGGGACUAUCUCAUGGAUGGGGAUUAACCUCUUGUCUUGUUUUUACGAUUAUUUGGAAUCAUAUUAGUGGUUGGUGUGGCAUCCCCCAAAUCUUCGCCUUCUCUUUCAAAGAUUUAUCGGACAUUUACAAGUCUCUAAGGGUAAGUCAUUCGUAUAAGAAGGUUGUCCAUGGUAUAAUUAUCAUAGCAUAUUGGUGCAAGUGGAAAGCUAGAAACGCCAAGUAGUUCACUAACAAGACGAUUAAAAUGGAGAAGAUUGUGGUUUCUUUUGGCUCAAAAUAGGUCUAAGACCACCCGUAGUAGCGAGGUUUUUUUGGCGUUUUUCCCUUAAAAAAGGCCCCGUCCACGCCCCGGUUCCGCCCCUUUGGGCUUUUUUUUUUCAAAAAAAAAUGCACAAGGGUUUUAAAUGAAACGCUGGAUUUGUUGCGCUUUUCGAGAUUCGACCGUUUUAACAACGGUAAUAAGAAAAAAUAUAUAUUUUUUUUUUAAUUUUUAUUCCAAAUUUUUACCUAUAAAAAACCCCCACUAUCCACUCCAUUUUUUAUAAACUCUACCCUCUUCUCUUCAAUACUUCUUUAUAUUUUAUAAAAUAUUUAUAUCAUGAAUCCCUUCCGACCCCCUUUCGGUGUUCUGUCUAGACCUGGCAACCAAACUUCAUAUCGCCCGAACACUACUCAACCGCAACCGUCCUUCAAUUUCCAAGAGAUGGACCCAAGUAUGAUGGCGUACGCGCAAGUAUUAAGCAUGUCUCCGCAAUUUUUUCACGGUCCACACAGCUUUGCAUUCAUGGGCGGUUCGCAUGCGUCUCAAGAAGAAACC
Molecule: messenger RNA, 2588 nt
Organism: Helianthus annuus (common sunflower)
Lineage: Eukaryota; Viridiplantae; Streptophyta; Magnoliopsida; Asterales; Asteraceae
Product: ATP synthase delta chain, chloroplastic
Exons: 1
Coding region: 194-949 (251 amino acids)
Biological process (GO): proton motive force-driven ATP synthesis; photosynthetic electron transport in photosystem II; photosynthetic electron transport in photosystem I
Cellular component (GO): chloroplast thylakoid membrane
Molecular function (GO): proton-transporting ATP synthase activity, rotational mechanism
Source: RefSeq, a predicted model, not a curated record